AUGCGUUUCGUUGUCCAAGCACUCCAACUGCUUCCUGCUAUUUUCUCCAUUGCCUUCUCCCAAGUCGUCUCGAACCCGCAACCUGAACCAUUCACUGAUUUCCUCAAUUAUAUCAUCUGGCACCCUGCCGCAGAUGCUGUGCAGUGGCAUACUCUUUAUGCGCGCUCCCUCCAGCUGCCAGAUGAGUCUCUUCUCAUAACCUGGGAAAACUACCCACUCGAACCACCACUAGUCAAUCACCCUAUCUUCAGGUCGGUUGAUGGUGGCUCGACUUGGUCCAACUAUUCUGCCGUGGAGGACCAAGUGAACGGCUGGGGCAUGCGCUUUCAACCCUUCCUAUACACCUUACCUGAGGAAUUUGGUGGAUAUGCUGCCGGAUCAAUUCUUGCCGCUGGUGUUUCUACCCCCUUCAGUCUCGUAGGGGGAGUGUACAUUGAUCUCUAUAUCAGCGUCGACAAUGCGAAAACCUGGAAAUUCCUCAGUCAUGUCGCGUAUGGAGCUGGCCCUGAAACUAUUACCAAUGGAGACGAUGCUAUUUGGGAGCCAUUUUUGAUGUUGUAUGACGGGAAGAUAGUUUGCUUUUUUUCCGACCAACGUGAUCCAGCCCAUAGCCAGAAACUCGUCCAUGUUACCACCACCGAUCUUCUCACAUGGUCCGCUGCUGUUCCUGACGUUGUUUAUUCCGCUCAGGGUGACCGCCCAGGGAUGACUACCGUCGCACAUAUUGAACCAACCGAUACCUACAUUUUGACUUACGAAUAUUGUGGAACCGCUGGAUGUGCCGUGCACUAUAAGAUUUCCCCCUCGCCGUUGGAGUUCGACUCCGUUGCAGGCAUUCCGUUAGUCUCAAACGACACGCAUCCUAUUACUCCGUAUGGGUCUCCAUAUGUAAUUUGGACGCCCAAUCCUAAUCGUGACGACGGUUCUGGACUGAUUAUUGUCAGUUCCGGUAGCCAGGAAGUGGUAUUUGUCAACGAGGAUGCGGCAGAUGCAGAUGGUUGGAAAUCUGUGAAUAUGGGCAUGUGGUCCGCCUACUCUCGCUCAUUGAGAAUCGUCACCAUUAAAGGAGCUAAAAAGUUGUUGUUUGCGAAUGGAGGCAAUAUGGGCGAUCCUAAUAACAACUCAAUUGCUUGUGGCGUGGUUGAGAUACCAACGUGA
Molecule: messenger RNA, 1158 nt
Organism: Penicillium crustosum
Lineage: Eukaryota; Fungi; Ascomycota; Eurotiomycetes; Eurotiales; Aspergillaceae
Exons: 1
Coding region: 1-1158 (385 amino acids)
Source: RefSeq, a predicted model, not a curated record